UUUAAAAAUCAAUAAAAAGGCCCAUGGGCCAUUGGGCUUUGUCAACGCUAAAGGUCGUCUCUGAACGGCAAAAAUAAAUAAAUAUCUUUCUCGAUCAUUUUGAAAUUCAAAACUCAGUUUGAGUUCUCUCUCCCCCUCUCAAUUAUCGCUUGAUCGUUGGCGAGUACUUGAAGAACAGCCUCGUCUUCGUCUCUACGAGUUGGAUCCUACCGAUGAAGAUGAAUAUCAACAAAGCCUGCGAUCUGAAAUCAAUAUCGGUGUUUCCUCCUAAUCUAAGCAGGGGAUCGAGUAUUGGACCGUCUGAACCACAGGCAUCGCGAUCACAGCAGUCGCAGCAGCUUCGAUCACAGCAGUCACAGCAGCUUCGAUCACAGCAGUCACAGCAGUCGUUCUCGCAGGGACCUUCGUCUUACUCUCAGCGUGGUUGUUUUUCUCAGAGGACUCAGGGUUCAGUCGAUGAACUCGUGAUAAGCGAUCAGAGAUUUAGUUCCCAAGAACGAGAUCACUCUUUGAAGAAGGUUAAUUGCUUGCCCCCAAUUAAUCAUAGACGAGAUGAUAGCCAGCUUGUUGCGUAUAGAUCUUCUAGCGGUCUUCAGAGAAGAUGGAGUUCUGACUCAGUCGGAGAGUCUAAACCUCAACUCAGUGAAGAAUUUGAGCAACGGUUUAGGGUGAUGGAAACUUCACUGAGCAAGUUUGGGAUGAUGUUGGAUUCAAUUCAGAGUGACAUCAUGCAAGCCAACAGAGGAACUAAAGAAGCAUUACUUAUAACUGAACGCAUACAGCAAAAGUUGAUUCUCCAAGACACUUCACUUCAGCAGCUGAUAAAGGAACAAGCAAAUUUUAAAGCUAGUCUUGAUGGAGGUGUUAAAUCGAUAUUGGAGGAACUAAGCAAAGAUUUCAGUGAAGAGAAGCUACAAAGCAUAAUCCUGAUGCUAAAGGCUAUCCCAGAACAAGUAGAAUCGGCUCUGCAGAAAAUGCAAAGGGAUAUCUACCAGACGUUCACCAGAGAGUCUCAGGCUUUGUCUAGCUUGGAGAUGGCUGAGGUUAUAGUUCAGGCUCCAGCAGCACCACGAGUGAAGGCUAAGGAAAACCUGCCUGAACAUCGGGGUCCAUCAGCGAAGGUUUUGACUAUCAUGAAGAAGCCUGAGCCAAUAGAUCGUCUUCCAAGAGCACCACAACUGAAGCAGUCAAAGGAAAACUUUCCUGAGCAGCGUGGAGCAGAAGCCAAGAGAAAUGCCAUUUCUAAUUCUACACUGAAAAGGAAACAACCACAGCUUGCAUCAUCUAGAACCGUAAAGGCAUCUUUAUCCCCAAAGAUACAAGUUGGAGGCUGGAAGACAGUGAAACCAGAACAAAACACAUUCAAGAAGAGCGCAGCAAGAAAGCAAGUAAAACCAGAAGACACUCGUACACAGUUUGAACAAGGUAGCAUUGUUAUAGACUCAGAUGAAGAUAUAGAUGGAGGCUUUUCAUGUAUGCUCAACGGGGACGCCAAAGGAGCUAAGUUCGAUUGGGACGCAGAGAAAGAAGCAAAAAGGCUUCUGAGAAUGGCGAGGAGAACAAAGAGGAAGUUCGGUAACCCCAUCAUAAUUAACUGAAAUCAAACGCAAGUAAGAGAAGCAAAGACCCCACGAUCCAUUAUUCUACAUUUCGCAUAUGAUUUCUCAGUGAAUUUUCUUAAUAACAAUAUCUUUAUUUUCAUUAUGCUAUUGUUUUACACUACAAUAUACAUAGUGGGUCAUAUAUAUAUUUCUUAAAAUUUACUUGAGAAAAGUUAUGACAAUUGGAUGAUUUGUAUCUAAUCCUCCUGAUUUAAAUCAUACUUAUUAUUGCCUCUUA
Molecule: messenger RNA, 1839 nt
Organism: Brassica napus (rape)
Lineage: Eukaryota; Viridiplantae; Streptophyta; Magnoliopsida; Brassicales; Brassicaceae
Product: putative recombination initiation defects 3
Exons: 13
Coding region: 213-1598 (461 amino acids)
Biological process (GO): microsporogenesis; chromosome organization involved in meiotic cell cycle; meiotic DNA double-strand break formation
Cellular component (GO): nucleus
Source: RefSeq, a predicted model, not a curated record